Messenger RNA from Cryptomeria japonica (Japanese cedar), 632 nucleotides. Its product is annotated as SKP1-like protein 1B. Gene Ontology annotation, biological process: SCF-dependent proteasomal ubiquitin-dependent protein catabolic process. Gene Ontology annotation, molecular function: cullin family protein binding. Gene Ontology annotation, cellular component: nucleus; cytoplasm. The transcript is spliced from 2 exons. NCBI's taxonomy places the organism in Eukaryota, Viridiplantae, Streptophyta, Pinopsida, Cupressales, Cupressaceae. The record is from RefSeq and is a predicted model, not a curated record. The coding region runs from base 30 to 488 and encodes 152 amino acids.
AGUUUUCUGCGGCAGGCAAUAAAGUAGUGAUGGCGGAGCCAGGCAAGGUGAAAUUAUUGAGCUCAGACAAUGUGGAGCUUGAGGUGGAUAAUGAGGUGGCUUUGCAGAUGGUGAUCAUUAAAGAUUUCAUACAACAUGGAGGCAGUGGCACCACUUUCCCUGUCAAUGUUUCCAGCACAAUAUUAGCAAAGGUUAUUGAAUACAUCAAAUAUCAUUUGGAAGCCAAAGAAUCUGGCCGGUCAGAAGAAGAAGUGAAAAAUUGGGAUAAGCGGUUUGUGGAUGUUGAUCAAAAAACCCUUUAUGAUCUUCUUAUGGCCUCUACUUACUUGAAAAUAAACGAACUUUUCGAAUUCUUAGGUGAUACUGUUGCUGACAAGAUCAGAGAUUUAUCACCUGAGCAAAUUGUGGCGUUAUUUGGCAUAAGAAAUGAGUUUACUCAGGAAGAGGCUGAAGAAAUUAGACGUGAAAUUGAAUGGGCUUAUGACUGAAAACGUUAUAAGGAUAGAUUUAGUAUUAUAAUUCUGACUGAUUUGUCACUGGGAAAAUAUUUUCAUAGUUCAAUUGAAUAGUUUGUGGACAUUUUAUGAAUUUAUUUAUUUAUUUAUGUGAUUCUCUGAAUCUAUUCUGGAUGA